AGCGUGCAAAAGAAAAAAAGCCGGUUUGCGAAGGUAGGCGGCGUGGUGCGAGCCCUGUCCCAUAAAGGGACUGCAAAUAAGCGGCGGCUGUCCGUCUGUGUCGGCGGUCACCUCUGUGCUCCUUUCCGACUUUUUGAGAAAGUAACGACAUAAAGCAGCAGGCGCAGUCGCAGGCCGGGGCUGAAAUCGCUGACUGGAGGAUGUCCGAGGGGGAAAAGAGCGGCUUUGAGCCGGAGCAGCGCCCGGAGGCUGAGCUCAAGGAAGAGGAGGAUGGAGCGUCUGAUUUGGAAAAAGGGGGAGAGGAAGGAACACCUCCUAAGCCAAGUGACAGAAAAAAGCUCCUUCCACUCCCCGGCUAUGAAGCUAAGAUGCAAGCUGACCGCACUAACAGAUUUGACUACCUGCUGAAGCAGACAGAACUUUUUGCCCAUUUCAUCCAGCCGGCCGCCCAGAAAACCCCCACCUCGCCCCUGAAGAUGAAACCCGGGCGGCCCCGUAUCAAGAAGGACGAGAAGCAGAACCUGCUCUCUGCAGGAGAUAACCGUCACCGUCGCACGGAGCAAGAGGAGGAUGAGGAGCUGCUGAGUGAGAGCAGCAAGGCCACCAACAUCUGCACGCGCUUCGACGAGUCCCCUGCCUAUGUGAAAUCCGGAAAACUGAGGGACUAUCAGGUCCGAGGUUUGAACUGGCUCAUUUCCCUGUAUGAGAAUGGAAUCAACGGCAUCCUGGCAGAUGAGAUGGGCUUGGGGAAGACGCUGCAGACCAUCUCGCUGCUGGGUUACAUGAAACACUACAGAAACAUUCCUGGACCUCACAUGGUCUUGGUGCCCAAGUCUACCUUGUACAACUGGAUGAAUGAAUUCAAUCGGUGGGUGCCAUCGCUAAAGGCGGUCUGCCUUAUCGGAGACCAGGAGCAGAGGGUUGCUUUCAUUCGGGACGUGCUCCUACCUGGAGAGUGGGAUGUCUGUGUGACCUCCUACGAGAUGAUCAUCAAGGAGAAAACCGUGUUUAAAAAGUUUAACUGGAGGUACCUGGUCAUUGACGAAGCUCAUAGGAUAAAAAAUGAGAAGUCAAAGCUCUCGGAGAUCGUCCGUGAGUUUAAGACGACCAAUCGCCUGCUUUUGACUGGAACCCCCUUGCAGAAUAAUCUGCAUGAGCUUUGGGCUCUCCUCAAUUUCCUCCUCCCUGAUGUCUUCAACUCUUCUGAAGAUUUUGAUGCUUGGUUUGAUACCAACAAUUGCCUGGGGGAUCAGAAGUUGGUUGAACGUCUGCAUAUUGUGCUUCGCCCGUUCCUUCUACGACGUAUCAAAGCUGAUGUAGAGAAGUCUCUGCUGCCUAAGAAGGAGGUGAAGAUGUAUGUGGGGCUCAGCAAGAUGCAGAGAGAAUGGUAUACCAGGAUUCUGAUGAAGGACAUAGACAUUUUGAACUCUGCAGGCAAGAUGGAUAAGAUGCGGCUCCUAAAUCUUCUGAUGCAGCUGCGGAAAUGCUGUAAUCACCCGUACCUGUUUGACGGCGCUGAGCCUGGCCCCCCCUACACUACGGACCUGCACCUGGUGGUCAACAGCGGCAAGAUGGUCGUGCUGGACAAGUUGCUGCCUAAGCUGAAGGAGCAAGGCUCCCGUGUACUGAUCUUCAGCCAGAUGACCAGGAUGCUGGACAUCCUGGAGGACUACUGCAUGUGGAGGAACUAUCAGUACUGCCGCCUGGACGGCCAGACUGCACACGAAGAGAGGCAGAAAUCGAUAAACACAUACAAUGAGCCCAACAGCUCCAAGUUCAUCUUCAUGCUGAGCACCCGGGCAGGAGGCUUGGGGAUUAAUCUUGCCACUGCUGAUGUGGUCAUCAUUUAUGACUCUGACUGGAAUCCACAAGUCGAUUUGCAGGCUAUGGACCGUGCACACAGGAUUGGUCAGAAGAAGCAAGUGCGUGUGUUCCGCUACAUCACGGAGAACACGGUGGAGGAGAGGAUAGUCGAAGCAGCAGAAAUGAAACUCAGACUGGACUCCAUUGUCAUUCAGCAAGGGAGGUUGGUGGACCAGAAUCAGAAUAAGCUCGGCAAAGAUGAGAUGCUGUCGAUCAUUCGACACGGUGCGACCCACGUGUUCGCCUCCAAGGAGAGCGAGAUCACCGACGAGGAUAUCGAUGAAAUCCUGGAGAGGGGCGAGAAAAAGACUAUGGAGCUGAAGGAAAAACUAUCGAAACUGGGCGAAAGCUCACUCAGGAACUUCACCAUGGAAACCGACAACAGCGUGUACAACUUUGAAGGAGAAGACUACAGAGAGAAGAAGAAGGUCGUGACAGAGUGGAUCGAGCCCCCCAAAAGGGAACGGAAAGCUAACUAUGCUGUGGACGCGUACUUCAGAGAGGCUCUGCGAGUCAGCGAGCCGAAGGCGCCCAAGGCUCCCCGGCCCCCAAAACAGCCCAACGUCCAGGACUUCCAGUUUUUCCCUCCUCGUCUCUUUGAGCUGCUAGAAAAAGAGAUCUUGUACUACAGGAAAACAAUUGGUUACAAGGUCCCUCGUAACCCUGAGGUCCCGAACUCCACUCAGGUCCAGAAAGAGGAGCAGGCAAAGAUCGAUGAGGCAGAACCAUUGACGGAGGAAGAACUGGAGGAGAAGGAGAAUCUUCUCUCCCAGGGCUUCACCAUCUGGAACAAGCGCGACUUUAACCAGUUUAUCAAGGCCAAUGAGAAAUGGGGGAGGGAUGACAUUGAGAACAUUGCCCGGGAAGUCGAGGGCAAAACCCCGGAGGAAGUUAUGGAAUAUUCUGCUGUCUUCUGGGAGCGAUGCAAUGAACUGCAGGAUAUAGAGAAGAUCAUGGCUCAGAUUGAGAGGGGAGAAGCCCGAAUUCAGAGGAGAAUCAGCAUAAAGAAAGCACUCGACUCCAAGAUUGGGCGCUACAAGGCGCCCUUCCACCAGCUGAGGAUAUCCUACGGCACCAACAAGGGCAAGAACUACACCGAGGAAGAGGACCGCUUCCUCAUCUGCAUGCUGCACAAGCUGGGCUUCGACAAGGAGAGCGUCUACGACGAGCUCAGGCAGUGCAUCCGCAACUCCCCCCAGUUCCGCUUCGACUGGUUCCUCAAGUCGCGUACCGCCAUGGAACUGCAAAGGAGAUGCAACACAUUGAUCACACUGAUAGAGCGCGAGAACAUGGAGCUGGAAGAAAAGGAGAAGGCCGAGAAAAAGAAGAGAGGUCCUCGCUCUUCCUCCGCUCAGAAACGCAAAGCUGAGGGGACGGCAGAUGGGCGUGGAAGGCGGAAGAAGCUAAAGCUGUGAAGAGGAUGGCCGGCCGGCCGGGAGAGGCAGCCCCGGGGAGGGCGCCGAUAAACAGGCAGCGGUGUGCGUUUGUUUUACGGGUCAUCACGAUGUACUGUACCGAACUUCAGCGUCAUUUUCCUGUUGAUCUUGGAGGGAGGUGCCCCAGAGCAGGUCUGGUCCUGCGGUCUUCCCCUCCUUUAUCUACUUAUUUAUGUCUUUAGGUUAAAGCACUGCAUUGGUGUUUUUUGGUUUUUGUUUUGUUUUUUUAAAAUUGUUCCCUAUUUUACCAAUAUUUGUAUUAGAACUCAUGACACCAAUAAAUUUUGUUUUU
Brienomyrus brachyistius is the source of this 3591-nucleotide messenger RNA. Its product is annotated as SWI/SNF-related matrix-associated actin-dependent regulator of chromatin subfamily A member 5. Lineage: Eukaryota; Metazoa; Chordata; Actinopteri; Osteoglossiformes; Mormyridae. Gene Ontology annotation, cellular component: nucleus; chromatin. The transcript is spliced from 24 exons. The record is from RefSeq and is a predicted model, not a curated record. Gene Ontology annotation, biological process: regulation of transcription by RNA polymerase II; nucleosome organization. Gene Ontology annotation, molecular function: ATP hydrolysis activity; DNA binding; histone binding. Bases 201 to 3278 code for a protein of 1025 amino acids.